AUGGAUUUUACAGAGCUUGAAUCGCAUACAGGUUUGCGAUUCAGCUGGAAUUUGUGGCCUUGUUCCUAUGAGGAGGCAGAAAAGGCGGAGGUGCCAAUCGGCUGCCUCUUUACUCCACUCAAGGCCUCGGAUGAAGACUCCGCACAAAAGAUACCACUGGUAGAAUACAUGCCAGUGAGAUGUAGGAAUAGUGGCAUAUUUUUAAAUCCCUACUGUAACAUAGAUUUCCGCGCGAAAACAUGGACUUGCCCUGUCUCUCUUCUCAGGAACCCUUUGCCGCCCUCAUAUUCGGAGCACAUUUCACCAAACAACCUUCCGUUGGAACUCACAAAUCUGACUAUGGAAUACAUUAUUCCCUCAAAUGUAACUGGUGGCGUUUUCCCACCAACUUUUAUAUUUUUAAUUGAUACUUGCAUCCCACAAGAGGAGCUUGAUCAACUCAAGGAUUCACUUCAGCAGGUUAUUAGCAUGUUGCCUGGUGACGUGAAUGUUGGAUUUAUAACAUUUGGAUCGGUAAUUAAAGUUCAUGAUUUGAGCGAGACGGAAAUUCCACGUUGCUUCGUUCUUCGUGGUAAUGUGGAGCACAAGGCUGAUUACAUCAAGAGGGUACUGAAUAUAGCUCAGACCACUAGCCGAUUUGUGCAACCCAUGAAUACAGUGGAAUACACAUUGAAUAGACUUGUAGAGAAUUUAAUUGUUGAUUCAUGGCCCAUUGGUCCAAACAGCAGACCAAACAGGUGUACUGGAUCUGCUUUGAGCGUGGCCACAAGUCUACUUGAGAGUUUUUCAAUGAACAAGGGUGGAAGAGUUAUGUUAUUUGUUGGAGGUGCCUGCACUUAUGGCCCUGGAAAGGUUGUAGAGAUUCCUCUUUCAGAAUCUAUCAGACACCAUAUCGAUUUGCAGAAGGAGAGUCACAAUGCUCGCUUGGUAAAGGAUGCUACAGCAUAUUAUACAUCACUUGCUAUGCUUUGUGCCACAAAUGGUCAUACUAUUGAUAUUUUCGCAUGUUCUCUUGAUCAAUCCGGUCUGCAUGAAAUGAAAGUCUGUUGUGAUAAGACCGGAGGUUAUAUGGUUAUGUCAGAUUCGUUUAGUAUGUCAAUCUUUAAGGAUUCAUUAAAGUCCAUUUUUACUGUUGAUAAGGAUGGUUUUAUGACGCAGGGAUACAAUGCGAAAAUUUCUGUAUUUACCAGCAAAGAGCUAAAGAUUUCUGGAUGCGUCGGAGGUUGCUAUUCAGCUAAAAAGAAGGGAUCUAGUGUUUCUGAUGUAGUUAUAGGAGAGGGAGGCACCUAUGAAUGGACUGUUGGGUCUUUGGACAAGAGAUCUACCUUGGCCUUUUUUUUCACUUUGGAAAACCAGAAUGCAUCAAUGAUUAAUUCUGCCUUGACAACUAUUGGUGUGUCAAAGGGGAAUAAUGCAAACGGAGCCGCAAACAAUCUUGCUGGUUUGCAGGGAUUUGUGCAAUUCCAGACAGUCUAUUAUCACUCAAAUGGAAGCAAGAGGUUGCGUGUAACAACCUUCUCAUGCAAAUACGCACAGCCAUCACUUUCUGAUCUCUCAACUGGAUUUGACCAGGAGGCUGCAGCUGUUUUAAUGGCCAGGUAUUCUCUCUAUAAGUUGGAGACUGAGGAUCCUCUAAGUGUACUCAGAUGGCUGGAUAAGAAGUUGAUUAACUUGGUUUGCCAGUUCGCAGAUUAUCAAAAGAAUGAAGCACACACAUUCCGCUUGUCAUCUCAGUUUUCUAUAUAUCCUCAGUUCAUGUACCAUUUGCGUCGUUCUCAUUUUCUCCAGACUUUUAACGCAUCUCCUGAUGAAACUGCCUAUUAUAGAUAUAUUUUGUGCAGGGAGAAUGUUAUCAAUUCCUUGAUUAUGAUACAACCGGCACUUCUUGAAUACUCAUUUGAGAACCAAACACCGCAACCUGUCCUUUUGGACGCAGUAUCGCUAAAGAAGAAUGUAAUACUGCUUUUGGAUACUUUCUUCCAUCUUGUUAUAUGGUACGGUGAGACCAUAAAUCAAUGGCGUGAGCAGGGAUACCAGGACAACCCAGAGUACGCACACUUUAAAGACUUGUUACAAGCCCCUAACGAUGAUGCCAAGCACAUUUUGGAGGACAGAUUCCCAACACCAAAGUUUAUCCUUUGUAACCAGGGAGGAUCACAGGCUAGGUUCCUUCUUGCAAAGGUCAACCCUUCCACGACUCACAACUCCGGAUUACAAGAUUAUGAUGCUUCCACAGCAGUUAUAAACACAGAUGAUGUGUCACUAAAGACUUUUAUGGAGCACUUGGUGAAGCUCGUUGUACAGGCCUAA
Messenger RNA from Theileria equi strain WA, 2310 nucleotides. Its product is annotated as Sec23/Sec24 domain containing protein. The coding region runs from base 1 to 2310 and encodes 769 amino acids. Gene Ontology annotation, biological process: endoplasmic reticulum to Golgi vesicle-mediated transport; COPII-coated vesicle cargo loading; intracellular protein transport. The record is from RefSeq and is a predicted model, not a curated record. The transcript has a single exon. Gene Ontology annotation, molecular function: GTPase activator activity; zinc ion binding. Gene Ontology annotation, cellular component: endoplasmic reticulum exit site; COPII vesicle coat. NCBI's taxonomy places the organism in Eukaryota, Apicomplexa, Aconoidasida, Piroplasmida, Theileriidae.